AGCAGCCGCCGCGCCAUGCUCCACCUCAGCGAGUUUUCUGGCCCCGACGCGCUCCUGGUCAAGUCCACCGAGGGCUGUUGCGCGGAACCCAGCACCGAACCCCGGCUACCUGCCAGGGACACUCCAGCGGUGAACGGCUACCCCGGAGCAGGCGACUUCUUGAGCUGGGCUUUGAGCAGCUGCGGCGCCGGGGGAAACUUAGCCGACUCCUGCUUCCUGGAGGGGCCUACGCCCACGCCCCCUCCCAGCCUCAGCUACAGCGGUAGCUUUUUCAUCCAGGCCGUACCUGAACACCCGCACGACCCAGAGGCACUCUUCAACCUCAUGUCAGGCAUCCUAGGCCUCGCACCCUUCCCCGGCCCCGAAGCGGCAACAUCCCGGUCCGCGCUGGACGCCCCUUUUCCCACGGGUUCCGACGCUUUGUUGCCGGGUCUGCCGGAUCUUUACUCCCCGGAUCUGGGCGCUGCCACCCUCCCAGAGGCGUUCUGGGAGGCUUCGCCCUCCGCAGGCGCUCCUUCGCAGUGCCUGUUUGAGCCGCAGCUCUCCCCGCCCGACGUCAAGCCGGGCCUCCGAGCGCCUCCGGCCUCUCCAGCGCUUGACGCUGCCUCGGCCUUCAAGGGCCCCUAUGCGCCCUGGGAGCUGCUCUCUACCGGGGCCGCAGGGAGCUGCGGGUUACAGGGAGGCUAUCAGGCCUCCCCCGAGGCCCGUUUCCCCGCGAUAGGAACCAAGAUUGAAGACCUGCUGUCCAUCAGCUGCCCCGCAGAACUGCCGGCCGGCCCGGCCAACAGACUCUACCCCGCGGAGGCCUACGACGUUUUCCCUCUGGUUCCUGGUGACUUAGGGGAGGGGACCGAGAGCCUCCCGGAGCUCCUGACCGCACCUGGUGGGGAGGGUGGGGGUAGCGGGGACGGCGGAGAGUUUCUGGCCAGUACACAGCCUCAGCUAUCCCCGCUGGGUCUCCGCGGCGCCGCGGCGGACUUCCCGAAACCUCUGGUGGCGGACAUCCCCGGAGGCAGUGGCGUGGCUGUGCCUCCCGGGCCGCCGCCCUCCGCAUUCACCCCGGCCAAGGCGCGACGCAAAGGGCGCCGGGGCGGCAAGUGUAGCGCUCGCUGCUUCUGUCCGCGGCCGCAUGCCAAAGCUUUUGCUUGCCCGGUGGAGAGCUGUGUGCGCAGUUUUGCGCGCUCCGACGAGCUCAACCGCCACCUGCGCAUCCAUACGGGCCACAAGCCCUUCCAGUGCCGCAUCUGCCUCCGCAACUUUAGCCGCAGCGACCACCUCACCACGCACGUGCGCACCCACACCGGCGAGAAGCCCUUCGCCUGCGACGUGUGCGGCCGCCGCUUCGCGCGCAGCGACGAGAAGAAACGGCACAGCAAAGUGCACCUCAAGCAGAAGGCACGCGCUGAGGAGCGGCUCAAGGGCCUCGGCUUUUACUCGCUGGGCCUCUCCUUCGCCGCCCUGUGA
Loxodonta africana (African savanna elephant) is the source of this 1464-nucleotide messenger RNA. It is a transcript of the gene EGR4, whose product is annotated as early growth response 4. The record is from RefSeq and is a predicted model, not a curated record. The coding region runs from base 16 to 1464 and encodes 482 amino acids. The transcript is spliced from 2 exons. NCBI's taxonomy places the organism in Eukaryota, Metazoa, Chordata, Mammalia, Proboscidea, Elephantidae. Gene Ontology annotation, molecular function: RNA polymerase II cis-regulatory region sequence-specific DNA binding; DNA-binding transcription factor activity, RNA polymerase II-specific. Gene Ontology annotation, biological process: regulation of transcription by RNA polymerase II.